This is a messenger RNA of Trichomycterus rosablanca, 2929 nucleotides long. It is a transcript of the gene osbpl11, whose product is annotated as oxysterol binding protein-like 11. The transcript has 13 exons. Lineage: Eukaryota; Metazoa; Chordata; Actinopteri; Siluriformes; Trichomycteridae. The coding region runs from base 109 to 2304 and encodes 731 amino acids. Gene Ontology annotation, cellular component: intracellular membrane-bounded organelle; membrane; cytosol. Gene Ontology annotation, molecular function: sterol binding. The record is from RefSeq and is a predicted model, not a curated record.
UCGAUAUUUAUCUAAUCUAAUCUGUGCUAGGCAGUCUUUCUCCGAGGCCACUGUAGCUAGCCGGCUAAGCUAAGCUAAACUAAGCUAAGCUAAGCUAAGCUAACGACAAUGCAGGUUGAAACAGCAGGAAUCCGAAUGUCCGAGAGUGACGGCAGGCUGGAAUUACACACACACAGCUCGUUCAGGACGACCUCCAAAAGCUGGCAGUACAGUGAUCACAUGGAAAAUGUGGACGGGUAUUUAAUGAAGUACACAAAUCUGGUGACUGGAUGGCAGUAUAGAUUCUUUGUGCUGAACAACGAAGCGGGUCUGCUGGAGUAUUUCGUAAACGAGCAGUCCAGACAGCAGAAGCCCAGGGGCACGCUGCCUCUAGCGGGUGCAGUGAUCUCCCCCAGCGACGAGGACUCGCACACCUUCACCGUCAAUGCCAUCAGCGGGGAGCAGUACAAACUCAGAGCUGCCAAUGCUAAAGAGAGGCAACACUGGGUGAGCAGGCUGCAGAUCUGCACCCAGCAUCACACAGAGGCGAUGGGCAAGACAAACCCACCACUAAAGACCCGCAGUCUCUCUGCGGCCUCGCAGGGCAGUACCAGUUCCCCGGCGUCCCAGCGCAGGAUGAACCAGAACACUGGCUCGCUGUUCAACCGUGGAUCCUCGACCUACGCCAGCAAGCGUCUGACGAUACGUGACCAUCUGGUGGAGGCUCGGGAGAUGAUGAGCCAGGCGCAGGACCAACACAGAGACUUAGUGCAGUGCAUCGAGCGCCUGCCAGCCAGCCAUAACCCCUCCCCGCUGGAUCAGGACCUCCUGCUGCUCAAAGCCACCUCCCUGGCCACGAUGAGCUGCCUCAGUGAUUGCCUGCACAUACUGCAGCUGCAGCAGGUGGCUCGGCACAAAGUCCCUCUGGGAGGGUCCGGUGACAUGAGCAGCUCAGAACAAGGCUUCGUUUGCCCCGCAGGGCCGACCAUCGAGUGGCUGGAGCCCAAACUGCCAGAGGUCCUGAACAAUGGUGGCACCCUGGCCAGCAUCGGAGACGACGGCAAGACGCGAGGCGAGGAUUCAGAAUCGGCCGAGAUGGAGUCCUGCGACAUUGCUGGGGAGCAGGAGGAUAUUGAUACAGAAGAGGAACAGGAAGACACCUUAUCGGUUGAGGAAGAGGAAUUGGGAGCGGUAGAGGAAGAACGCAGCGUGAUCCUGCACCUUCUCUCUCAGCUUAAACUGGGCAUGGACCUUACCAGGGUGGUCCUUCCUACCUUCAUCCUGGAGAAGCGUUCUCUGCUAGAGAUGUACGCAGACUUCAUGUCGUACCCCGACCUUUUCGUGGCCGUAACCGACGGCUCCAGUCCCAUGGAGCGCAUGGUCCGAUUCGUGGAAUAUUACCUGACUUCGUUCCACGAAGGCCGCAAGGGUGCCAUUGCCAAGAAGCCGUACAACCCCAUCAUUGGCGAGACGUUCCACUGCUCCUGGAGAGUGCCAAAGAGUGUGCCGCCUCAAGAAGGCAUUCAGAAAGAGGGUUCCGGUGCUGCUCAGGACUGCCACCAUGUGCGCUUUGUGGCCGAACAGGUCUCUCACCACCCGCCUGUCUCGGGCUUUUAUGCUGAAUGUCCGGAGAGGCAGAUGUGUGUAAACACGCACGUGUGGACAAAGAGCAAGUUCAUGGGAAUGUCUAUUGGUGUUUCCAUGAUUGGAGAAGGUAAUCUGCACUUGUUAGAGCACGGUGAAGAGUACACGUUUACUUUACCGUCAGCUUACGCCCGCUCCAUCCUCACCGUACCCUGGGUGGAGCUGGGCGGAAAAGUCAACGUCAACUGCGCCAAGACUGGCUACAGCGCAACCAUCACCUUUCAGACCAAGCCUUUCUAUGGCGGCAAGCUGCACAGAGUGAGUGCCGAGGUAAAGCACAACCCCACCAACUCAGUAGUGUGUCGCGUGCAGGGGGAAUGGAACGGGAUCCUCGAGUUCAGCUACAGCAGCGGCGAGACGCGCGUCAUGGACGUCACCAAGCUGCCCAUAACCAGGAAACGGGUGCGGCCGACCGAGAAGCAGGGACCGUACGAGUCCAGGCGACUGUGGCGGCAUGUGACCGAGUCCCUGAAGCAGAAAGACAUGGAAAAGGCCACAGAGCACAAGCGCUUUCUGGAGGAGAGACAAAGGAAGGAGGAAAGACACCGCAUUGAGACGGAAACCUCAUGGAGGACCAAAUACUUUGAACGAAAAGGUGAAGGCUGGGUAUAUCACAAGCCGCUGUGGAAGAGUGUUCCAGUGCGGAGUCCCUCCCCGGCAGCCGCCCAGCCUAAUCCCUGACCACGGUUUGAACCCUGCUGAUCCCUCACCUGCAGGAUCCUGAUUCUCCGAGCUGUUCCUGGGUUUAAUUCUCCCUCUCUUACAAAUGAAGGCACACACCCAGAAAACUCACGAUUCCUUCUUAAUGAUUCCUUAUAUUACGUAAUUAUGGAUGUAAUUACUGCUCUGUGGACAGGAGCGGAUGACCGGAGUGUUCUCCACCGGCAAGAAACUGAUGUUCAUAGUCGGCGUCCCUGGUUUGCUAGUUUUUUUAUGUUCAGUAUAACCGUGAAUGAUUCAGAUCCACAAGGGGGGUCCUGGUGUGCACUGAUGUAUGUAUGUGGUUGAUGUUGCCUUAAUGGGGAUGCUGACAGCAUGUGGAAAAAUGUUCAUGAUGAUGAUGAUGCCUAAUCUGUGAAGAUCGUGUUGGAGAAUGCUUUAUUAAAAUCACUCGAUCUUAUUAUAGAAUGCUGUUAUCUGACCAUGUGGUGGGUCAGAGGUUUUCCAGUUUGUGUAAAAUCUUAUUUGAUGUGCUGUGAUGAUCAGCAGAAAAUACACUGAUCAGCCAUAACAUUAAAACCACCUCCUUACCAUAUAGAAGCACAAUUACUGACUGUAGUCCAUCUGUUUCUCUGCAUGCCUUGUU